Molecule: messenger RNA, 2193 nt
Organism: Amyelois transitella
Lineage: Eukaryota; Metazoa; Arthropoda; Insecta; Lepidoptera; Pyralidae
Exons: 9
Coding region: 1-1785 (594 amino acids)
Molecular function (GO): protein binding
Source: RefSeq, a predicted model, not a curated record
AUGCCGCCUAAAGAAGCGGUUAAAAAACCCCCAACUGCCGUAAGUCGUCCUCCCAUAAGUGAUUCCAGUCUUUUACAUAUUCCUGAGGAUGCAGUAGAAGGAUUUGUGGAGCGUAUAGAAACAGGGAUAGAUUGGACACUUAUUGAACAAGCAGCACGUCAUCACAAAAAUAAAUGUCUUCAAGAUGAUAUCCCAAAAUGUACUUUUAGUGAAGCCCUUCAAACCAAACUUGAAAACAGUAUUUUCCACACCUUCUUAGAUAAAAAAUCAACCUUAACACUAGACGAACAAUGGGAACUCAUUAUACCUACAGCAGUAUGGGAUAAUGCAAAAUUUUCUAAUGAAGAAGGAAAGAUAUGUUUUCGUAGCGCCAAUAAUUUGACUGAUAAUAUGGAAAAUAUUAUAAAGAAAGCUGUAAAAAUGGGUGAUCGAGAUAUAAUACCUAAAGAAUUUCAAUUAAUACCUGUAUUAAGAGUAACUGAUGCAAAAAUGACUGAAUUAGACGGAAAAUUAGCUAAAUACGAGAAUUUGAUGUCUCUUUCUCUAUGUGGAAAUUUUAUUGGUGAUAUUGUUGCAGCAUAUAUUCCUCCAUCAUUGAAAAUAUUGGAACUUCAAGCAAAUAGAAUUAAAUCUGUGGAGUCUUUUGCUGAACACUUGCCUUUUGAUUUAUUAUACAUGGGUUUAUCUAGGAAUUUGUUGAAUGACGAUAGUGUUGAGGGGCUAUCGCAUGUACCAUACAAUAUUACGGUUUUAGAUUUGUCUGACAACGACAUCUAUCGAAUCGACCCGUUACUAGAAGUCUUAGCAAAACUUCCAAACCUCACCGCUCUUCACCUCGCUGGGAACCCUUGCGCAAUGUGUGCUGGAUACGCUCGAUUAACAUUGAUGAGAUUACCUCGUCUGAAAUGGCUGGAUUCUAGGGAGAUCUUGAUAUCAGACAGAUCGACAGAUUUUGAGCCCCACCCAGAUGAUUUGCGCUCCUCCUAUUUUAAUUUCACAGUUUUUAGGAUUAUGUCAGCACCGCAACCUCCAAAACCCGAAAAGGGAGCAGUAACAACGUUUCACGUAGAAUUAGAAUUACCAUUAAUGGAUACUGCAAGGAGAGCCUUUCUAAUGUUUCGAAGAAAUGAAUCUCUUACAGAAAUGUUACCUCCUCCCGAAGAUGAAGAUUGGUCAGCAUCUAAAGCCACUUCCACUAUUGCUAAAAGUAAAUCAGUUGUAGGAAAUGCUACUGAUAUAGAGUUAUUAUCAGAUCAGUCCGAUAUCUACAAUCGUUUAGAAGCUGUGAAUUCUCGUGUAAUUCGUCAUUACACUGUAUUCGAGAGUAACAGAAUCCAGUGGAAUAAAGUGAUGAAUUUCCAAGAACCAGCCUUCAGAAUUUUUUGUCCGGAUCUUGUCGCCUUACGGAAUACUUUCCGGAGUAAUAUCACUGUCAGAUUAGUUUAUUCCGUGUCAAUCACCGUAAAACCAGGAAAGGACAAGAAAAGCCAAAUGGCAUUUAAGCAACCAGCGGAGCAGCGAGUGAUUCUAGCGUCAGUUAAAUGUCCGUUGAGACGACUGGACUGGAGCCAACCCUCUCAGCACUUCCACUGGGAUGACUCUUUGGGCACCGAUGAAGCUAUCCAUUGGGGUGACGGAGAUCUCUCAAUUAUACAAUAUAGUCAAGCUCCAGUUAAAGUGACCAAAGGGAAACCCGAAUCUGAAGUGGGAACAUCGACGAGGCAAAUGCCGCCUGAAAACUUGACUUGCCACUUUGGUUUUGGUAUUGAUACAUUACGAGGUUAACACAAUCAAUUGUUAAUCGCUAAUUUUAAAUGUUACUAUUGCAAAUAAAUUUAAUCGAAAUUUACUCGAACAUAAGUACUUCCUUUUUAAAAAAAACCGUUAUUGUCUAGGUCGAUUUAUUUCGAAUAUCGUUUUUUCGGAAUGUUUUCACAGCUUCUUGAGUAUUACUAACAUGCCGUUUUGGCGGACACAAAAAUAUAAGGCCUAGAAAUGCAAAUGGGUAAUACGCUAUGAAGAUUUAAGUACUUCUUCUUCCUCCUGGCUUUAGUCCCGGUUGCAUCCUCACCCCCUGGAGAGGAGCCCGGGGCGACUUAAGUACUAUGAUACUAUAAAGUCUACGAUCAUACAUCUAUUAUAUUAUUUAAUUUAACCUUUGCCUUCUGAAUCACUGCUCCCAAACAAUAACCC